GAAUGCGGACAAUGCCGAGAGGCUUUAAACACAAGUGUCAGUUGGGUAAUUUAAAAAAAAGGAAGAAACGACAACUAAUUUCCGCAAAACACGAAAAAUAUACUUCUUUCUACCUGGAUAGAAAUGACAAGCCUGGGGAUUUUCUACUUAGUCGGGGCGUUGCUUGUGACACAGAGCAUCGCACUUAUCAGGGUACCCCUUCAUAAGACCAGAAGCCUUCGCCGCAUCAUUAACGAUAAUGGCAUGUCCGUCGAUCAAAUUCGGGCUUUGGCCAAGUCGAGCGGAUCUCCGGAUAGCGUUCCCCCCCCAGAUGUACCCGUGGAGAAGCUGACUAACUUCAUGGAUGCCCAAUACUUUGGGGUGAUCAGUAUCGGCUCCCCGCCUCAGGACUUCACUGUGUUGUUCGACACCGGAUCCUCCAACCUCUGGGUGCCCUCCAUUCACUGCUCAUUCUUUGAUGUCGCCUGCUGGCUUCAUCAUCGCUACAACUCAAAGAAGUCAAGUACAUACGUUCAGAACGGUACUGCCUUUUCCAUCAGAUAUGGCCGAGGCAGCUUGUCCGGGUUUAUCAGUGGAGACACAGUCACAAUAGCAGGUCUGUCAGUGCCCGGACAGCAAUUUGGUGAAGCGGUGAAGCAGCCUGGCAUCACAUUUGCCGUGGCCCGCUUUGAUGGGGUCCUGGGCAUGGCCUAUCCCUCCAUUUCAGUUGCCAACGUCACCCCGGUGUUUGAUACCGCCAUCGCGGCCAAGCUGCUGCCACAAAACGUCUUCUCUUUUUACAUAAGCAGAGACCCUGCAGCGGCACUGGGAGGAGAGCUGAUGCUGGGUGGGUCCGAUCCACAGUACUACACUGGGGACUUGCACUAUGUCAACGUCACACGCAAGGCCUACUGGCAGAUUAAGAUGAAUGGAGUUGAUGUGGGCACCCAGCUGACUCUUUGCAAAACAGGCUGCCAGGCUAUUGUUGACACGGGGACCUCCCUGAUGGUUGGUCCCGUGGAGGAAAUCCGAGCGCUGCAGAAAGCCAUCGGAGCGCUGCCCCUGCUGAUGGGAGAGUACUUAAUUGACUGUAAGAAGAUCGACACCCUCCCGCUCAUCUCCUUCAGCAUUGGUGGGAAGAUGUUUAACCUGACUGGAGAAGAUUAUGUCAUGAAGGAGUCGCAGAUGGGGACUUCCAUUUGCCUCUCGGGCUUCAUGGCCAUGGACAUUCCGCCCCCUGCUGGGCCACUUUGGAUCCUGGGAGAUGUUUUCAUCAGGAAGUACUAUACCGUGUUUGACAGGAGUGCCGAUCGUGUGGGCUUUGCACCAGCCAAGUAGUCCCAACUCAAGAAAUUUUCACCUAUUUUACUGCUAUUGAUUGCACUUGACUUUCAAAGUUCACAAUGUGUUUUGUUACUGUUGCAGCCGUCUAUUGCACGCUCAAAUCAAUGAAUGUAUAUCUUCGAUUUUAUCAAAGCACAGCCGCUUAGAGUUGCAAAAUUAAGUUGAUAUGGUUCACGGAGAAGUAAGUUGCCCCAGUGAUUUUUGUAUCCGUUCAAACUGCCUCUGCAUUUCCUUCAAAGAAAGACCGUAAGACAACUAAUAAAACAUUAAAAAUCCA
This is a messenger RNA of Hippocampus comes (tiger tail seahorse), 1600 nucleotides long. RefSeq names its product napsin A aspartic peptidase (gene napsa). Gene Ontology annotation, molecular function: aspartic-type endopeptidase activity. Gene Ontology annotation, cellular component: lysosome. Lineage: Eukaryota; Metazoa; Chordata; Actinopteri; Syngnathiformes; Syngnathidae. Gene Ontology annotation, biological process: proteolysis. Bases 124 to 1317 code for a protein of 397 amino acids. The transcript has 9 exons. The record is from RefSeq and is a predicted model, not a curated record.